AUGGGAUGUACAAAUUCAAAAGUGGCACCAAUCAAUUUCUGCGACAUUGAUGACGUCAUCAACCAGCCUUCGACAUCAUAUCCCAGAGACGAAAAUAUCAACCCUCAAGAAUUCCUGGCUUAUGAACGAUUCUUGGCCAGUACUGUUCAUGAUGACAGCGAUCAGUCUGACUUCGAUGACGAUGACAACGUCGUCAAGCAAAAACAACCAUCAAUGUCAUACCCACCAGGAAAGAUCAAGAAGAGUUGUGACAUCCUCGUCAUUGAUCAUAGCGAAGACGAGGAUAACUCGGCUCACAUCACUCAAAUCAAAGCACGCCCUGGGGGUGUGGCUUUUGAAGUUGCGAAUAACUUUGACCAUAUCACAGAUGUGACAGACGUCAAAGUCAGCCGUGGGGGCGUGGCUUUCGAGAUCACAGCAGACCAAUCUCUUGCUCCCUCUGCAGAUGUUUCAGAGAUGUCUCUCCCAAGUUCACCAAUCACAACCGUGAGCUGCACACGUCACGCCAAGGAAGGCAUGGCUUUUGAGAUCGAUUUCAGCGAUAACGAGGAGCAGAACCUACAACUCAAGACUCUUAGCAAAGUGACGUCACUCAUUGCCAAAGAUGGGUGGAGCGAGCAUGACAUCAUCAAAGAAACUGACGAUGUAUGGGUUGCCAACAAAGUUCUUGCAAUGAAUGACAAUGCAAAGAGGAAUGAGAAAAGGUUGGCGUCUCUGAGGAAGGCUGAGGAAGAGUUCGACCUGAUGACAGCCACUAUGACAGAGAAAGCCCUUGACAGCUUUCACUACAUCCUGGUGAAGGAGACCUGUACAGAACACAGUCUUCUCAGGAGAGCCCAGUUCAAGGCUUGGCAGAAGAAGAUGAUGCAGUAGAUUGAGCAUGUAAG
Molecule: messenger RNA, 887 nt
Organism: Lytechinus variegatus (green sea urchin)
Lineage: Eukaryota; Metazoa; Echinodermata; Echinoidea; Temnopleuroida; Toxopneustidae
Exons: 5
Coding region: 1-873 (290 amino acids)
Source: RefSeq, a predicted model, not a curated record